AUGGAAAGAGGAAACUACACCGGCGUCUCAGAGUUUAUCCUCUUAGGACUCUCCAGCCAGCCAGAGAGGCAGGGGCUGAUCUUCGGGAUCUUCCUUGUGAUGUACCUGAUCGGAGCAGCAGGGAACGUGCUCAUUGUCCUGGCCAUUGGCUCAGACUCUCAUCUGCACACACCCAUGUACUUCUUCCUCAGCAGCCUCUCCCUGGUGGACUUCUGCUUCAUCUCUGCCACCGUCCCCAAGAUGCUCCUGAACAUCCACACGCACACUCAGUCCAUUUCCUACGGUGGGUGCCUUGCCCAGAUCUACUUCUGCAUUUUGCUGGCCAACAUGGACAACUUCCUCCUCACAGCGAUGGCGUACGACCGCUUUGUGGCCAUCUGCCACCCGCUGCACUACUCUACUAUGAUGAGCCUCCAAACCUGUGCCCUGAUGAUAGGGGCUUCCUGGCUCAUUGCCAACUUCCAUUCCCUGCUCCACACCCUCCUCAUGGCUCGGCUGGACUUCUGUGCCGGCAAUGUCAUGCCUUACUUCUUUUGUGACCUCGUUCCCCUACUCCACCUGUCCUGUUCCAAUACUCAACUCAACCAACUCAUGAUUCUGGUGGUGGGAGGCUUGAUCGUCCUCAUUCCCUUCCUGGGCAUUCUUAUCUCCUACGUCCACAUUGUGUCUGCUGUGCUCAAGGUUCCUUCUGCUCAAGGUAAACAAAAGGCCUUUUCCACCUGCGGCUCUCACCUCACAGUAGUUAUUCUCUUCUAUGGUACCAUUACUGGGGUCUACUUGAGUCCCUCGUCCUCUCACUCAACUGAGAAGGAUUCACUGGCUUCAGUGAUGUAUAUGGUGGUGACACCGAUGCUGAAUCCAUUCAUCUAUUGCCUGAGGAACAAGGACAUGAAGGGAGCUCUAAGAAGACUGUUCAGCCUGAAAAUCUAA
Molecule: messenger RNA, 930 nt
Organism: Elephantulus edwardii (Cape elephant shrew)
Lineage: Eukaryota; Metazoa; Chordata; Mammalia; Macroscelidea; Macroscelididae
Product: olfactory receptor 1F12-like
Exons: 1
Coding region: 1-930 (309 amino acids)
Biological process (GO): G protein-coupled receptor signaling pathway
Cellular component (GO): membrane
Molecular function (GO): olfactory receptor activity; G protein-coupled receptor activity
Source: RefSeq, a predicted model, not a curated record